Funneliformis geosporum is the source of this 471-nucleotide messenger RNA. Lineage: Eukaryota; Fungi; Glomeromycota; Glomeromycetes; Glomerales; Glomeraceae. The record is from the annotation of a GenBank genome assembly.
GGGAAAUCGAACCUUAUUUUGAUGGUUUACAAUCCCGUAAAAGAUAUGCAAAGUUUUGGGAUGGUGUUAAAUAUGAUCCUGAAGUUAUAAAGUUUCAGAGUACUCAAACAUCGAGAACUGGUGUGUCGAUGAUGGCCUUUUCUGAAGGAUUAUUUAAUGGCAAGGGUCCUUUAGAUACUUGUAAAAGUCAGCCUAUAUACUAUUGGACUGCACCAUUGUCCCAAGAUGAUAUAUUAAAUAUGUUCUACGCCUGUCGGCGUUGGAAUGAGACCGUUUUCACUAAUAAUAAAAUACUUGACGAACAACUCUAUACCUAUGGUAACAAGACACUUGCACCAAUUGCCAAGCGAAUUUCCGAAGCAUUCAAUAUUAGCCCAUAUUUUAAUCCAAUUCUAGUACCACAAAUUUUUAAUAAUUGCCAAUUUUGGCUCACAGUUUUUAAUCGAACUGACGCAUGGUGUUCACUCUUAA